This is a messenger RNA of Microdochium trichocladiopsis, 2279 nucleotides long. RefSeq lists its product as uncharacterized. The record is from RefSeq and is a predicted model, not a curated record. Lineage: Eukaryota; Fungi; Ascomycota; Sordariomycetes; Xylariales; Microdochiaceae. The transcript has a single exon. The coding region runs from base 181 to 2166 and encodes 661 amino acids.
CUAGCUUCUCACAUAUAAUACCUAUCUACCUACGCUUACCUACCUAUCACCCGUGGCCACUGUCGCCGCCGCCGCACCCACAAAGGGCCCUGUUUCCUCCGGGUUCCGGCCAUCCGCCCCCCGGAUCCCGCGGAGUCUUUCCAGCCAGCACGAAGGAAGCCACCAUCGUGUGUGCCUGCCAUGUUUGUCCACGCAGGCGCCAGCCUGCAUGGCCAUGAGUACUCGGCCAGGGCACCACCAGGCACGCAAUCUACGGCUGCCGCCGCCGGCCAGAGACGUCAUCCUUCGCUGCUCCGUUCGGCCUUUGGGGGCCCUGCCCAGCGCUCGUCGACGCCGCCAGCUUCCUCUGUAUAUGAUCCACCAUCCCCGUCGCCGUCACCUUCACCAUCACCUUUACCGAGGUCGCCUCUACUGCCAGCUGCCUUGCUCUCACCAAAGAGAUCUCGGCCUUUCUCUGACACGUUCGUCCAGGCGCCUGCUGCCGCUGGAUUAGUUUCGUUAUUUACCGAGCCUAAACAUGUUUGCUCACCACAGUCACAAGUCAUGACCGAGGAUGAAGCGGGACAGUCCGACACCGAUGGCUGUAUAUCCGACAGCGAUGUCAGCCGCGCUGCCGGAUCCUCUCGCCGGGCCAGGAAGCAGUCGCUGCGUACUUCGACCGCUUAUGUUCUCGCCCAGCCGGCACCCAAACUCCGGCACAAGCAGCGGAUCAUGCAUACAAAGCCCCAGCUGCUCACCCAGCUGCAGCUGCUCGCGCCGGGCGACAGGCCGAGGCCAGUCAUCGACGCAUACCCGUCAUCCGCCUUCGCAAAGACCAUCAUGGCUCCCUUGCUGAAGCGUGUGCCUCGUAUCGCUGGCAUCAAGACUGAGCUGAGCGUCCAGGACAUCAUGCUUGUAAAGAGCCAGGACUAUGCCGCGCACGCGACCGACACGGACAGCGACGCAGGCGAUGACGACAUGAAGGCUCGUGACUUGGUUGCCAUCUUGAGCCCGCUCCGGACUGACGACCGGGUAGAGAUCGUCAUGGCAGACGGCAAAGUCUGGACCGCGUGUCCGCGCAAUGCCACCAACAAUGGCUGCUCAUACGAUUUCGUUUCGGUCGAUGAGAAUGGCGCAACCAUCACGGCACGAUGGGCUCGGAGGCGCAAUGGCAGCAAGUCUGCAAUGCCUCAGUCACCCCUCCAACAGGAAUACAAGUACACUUUCAGCAUCAUCAACCCCGAAUGUCGACGUCACCCCAUCAUGGCUACCAUGAUGUCUUCGUCUCUCGAGAUAUUUGACAGCUACACUACCGUGUCGCAAUCUUCUAACCGCUAUCCGCCCACGUCACCUUCCGUUGGAUCUGCAGCAUCCUCACUUUCGAGUGGAGUCGAUGGCAAGCGCUCAAGGCAAGUCAUAGCUGUGGAGGAGUGGCAGAAGAACUUCAUUGCGGUUUCGGCUGUGUGGAUUGCUUCACGAGCAGUUUGGUCUGCCGAUACAAAAUCUGUAGACAUGAGCACAUCCACUGUGACGUACUCUACACCUUCGUCGCCGCUCGUUACAUCUCCACCAUCUCGGGUCCCAAGCAACACGUCCAAUCUCGCACUAUCUAUCAAGAAGGCCCACACCACGACUGCGUUAGGCACGCGAGACCGUUCCGCCACCAUGGCUCAGCCUGUGGACCCACCCAGAAUUAGCAUCCUCCCCAAAAGAGCAACCUCUACGGGAGCAGCGUUCAUGCAGCGACGGCGAGCCAUUCUCCGGGCGGAUAGUGGAUCAUCAGAAGAAAGCGACUUUCGUGCUGGCGACAAACGCGCUCGACGGGCUCUUAGUGGGGACUGGACUGGCAACAUCGCCACCGGACUGGGGCAGACCUCCUUGGCAGCCAUUGCGCUCGCUGAGGUAGCGGACGACCACGAGCGAGCGUCAGCGCCCAGCCCGGCAUCAGCGACUCUUUCAGAAGUGUCCACGCCCAGUGCGGUGUCGGAAGCGACAGGAACCUCAAAACCAGUGAAAGUCGAGAUGUGGCCGAAUGCGACGACAUCAACAACGCCUCCUUCUCAGACAUCCUCGAACGUUGCCAGAGAAAGCAAGGCAAACCCUGCAGCAGACACCGCCGACACCAAAGCACGCCAUGCGAAAUGGAAGUCGGUAACAACGUGGUUCACCAAGCUGCGCGCACGAUAGAAACGCAAGCGGCAGCCUCCUCUUCUUCUGUGUUGAGAACAGCAAAGAAUGGGGUGCGAACCGGAUCAACUGUUCCCGCGCAGCUUUGAAUUUGGAUAUAACGGCGCCGCCAC